Messenger RNA from Triticum turgidum subsp. durum (durum wheat), 1281 nucleotides. Lineage: Eukaryota; Viridiplantae; Streptophyta; Magnoliopsida; Poales; Poaceae. The record is from the annotation of a GenBank genome assembly.
AUGAUCCGUCUCCGCAGCUGCAUCCUCACCCAUCUCCUCCAUUCGCCCCCCGCCUCUCCCAUCUCUCUCCGCCGUCUCCUCUCAACCACAGAGCCGGUGCCCCCCGUUCCGGCAAAUCCGGGCUUCGCCGUCGAGGACUACCUCGUCGCCACCUGCGGCCUCACCCGACCCCAGGCCCUCAAGGCUUCCCUUAAACUCUCCGGCCUCAAGUCACCCUCCAAGCCCGACUCCGUCCUCGCCCUCCUCGCCGGCCUCGGCCUCUCGAGCGCCGACGUCGCCGCCCUCGUCGCCGCUGACCCGCGGUUGCUCUGCGCCAAAGUGGACACACUAACCUCCAAUGUCGCGGGGCUCGCCGGCAUGGGCAUGUCGCGUUCUCAGAUCGCUCAGCUCGUUAUGCUCGGCUGCACUAUCUUCCGCUGCAAACCCGUCGUCUCCAGGCUGCACUACUACCUGCCCCUCUUCAGAUCCCCGGAGAACCUCCUUCGCGUUCUCAAGCAGAACUCCUACCUCCUGUCAUCCAACAUCGACAAGGUGGUAGAGCCCAACGUCGUAUUCCUGCGGGAGUGCGGGCUAGGUGCUUGUGAUAUUGCCAAGCUGUGCACCUCUCUUCCGAGGCUGCUUAGCAUCAAACCAGAGAAGGCUGUCGCGUUCCGCGGCGAGGAGAAGAUCGCCGCCGAAGUGGCGUACUUGAAGAGGACGUUCAGGUGGUCCGAUGCUGAGGUGGGCAUUGCUGUCUGUAGGUCUCCAAUGGUGCUGUCGAGGUCUGAGGACACGCUCCUGCGUAUGUCCGAGUUCCUUAUCUCUGAGGUGGGGCUGGAACCGGCGUACAUUGCUCCUCGGUCAGUAAUGCUCUGUCUUAGCCUCGAGGGUCGACUGAGGCCUCGGUACUAUGUUACGAAGUUCCUUAAGGAAAAUGGAAUGCUAAAUCUCGGAUGGAGUUACUUUUCAAUUGUCAAGGCGACCGAGAAGGGCGGAGAUUGUAGGGGGAAGAUGGAGGAAGACGAGGUCAAGGGCGCGGCGGCCGGCGGCUGGGCGCCGUCCUUGCGUGGUGGAGAAGAGGCGGCGGCGGCGCAAGAGGCGGCUAGGGUCCUGGGGUCCCUGCAGCUCGACGUCCACGCGGAUAUGAUCUGGCAGACCGCCGACGAAGAGUUCGGCCCGCUGGUGAGCCGUCACGGCGGACGCGUGGCACGCCAGGGCCUGAAAGCGGUCGAUGUAGUCCUGCACCGUAGAGGUGAAGGGAAGGCGGCCCAACUCCGCCAGCCGGCUCCCACGUAUCGGUAG